GAUCGAGAUUACAAAAAAAAGUCAAAAAAUUAAGUGACAAGAAUCGUGGUCAGCCAAAAAAUUUGGCUGAAACCAAGGCUCUUUAUGAUGAAUUAUUACAACUAGAUCCAAAUGCAUAUUUCCAACCUGCAACAGAAAAAGAAAAGUGUAAAGAGCAAAAAUUCUUUGAUGAAUCUGAAAUCGAGAAAGCAAAUCUUCAGCAUGACCCAUCUCUAAUGGUACAGCCAGAAAUCGAUCCCGAAGCUGGUCCAGGUCCUCGAACCCAAGCUCAUCGUGAAAGUAGACUUACUGAAUCAGAAGAAAUAGUAACUCAGACACAAAGUGUCCUGCUCCACAGACAAAUACUAUCAGAUAAUAUAGAAUUGCAACCUGUUCAAGAAUUGCUUAAUCACAAAGAUAAAUUUCUAGAUUUAGAUAUAGAAGUACUAUGGCUAGUCCUAUAUCCCGAUAACAAAGAACAUCAUGUAAUAUGGCAAAAUGGAAUUCGGACUGCAAAAGAUAGAUUCAAGGUAGAUAGAGCUGAAUAUGCUUUUUCAACCUGGUUUACAAAAGCUAAAAAGAUAGAUCUGGCCAGUAUAAUAUUAAGAGCAGAAAAUGAAGAUAAAGCUAUGCAGAAGGUGUUUUUACAAUGCCUAUUUCAGAAUUAUUCAGAAGAA
Racocetra persica is the source of this 656-nucleotide messenger RNA. NCBI's taxonomy places the organism in Eukaryota, Fungi, Glomeromycota, Glomeromycetes, Diversisporales, Gigasporaceae. The record is from the annotation of a GenBank genome assembly.